Nelumbo nucifera (sacred lotus) is the source of this 2529-nucleotide messenger RNA. RefSeq names its product phenylalanine--tRNA ligase beta subunit, cytoplasmic-like. The record is from RefSeq and is a predicted model, not a curated record. Gene Ontology annotation, cellular component: phenylalanine-tRNA ligase complex; cytoplasm. Gene Ontology annotation, biological process: phenylalanyl-tRNA aminoacylation. Lineage: Eukaryota; Viridiplantae; Streptophyta; Magnoliopsida; Proteales; Nelumbonaceae. Gene Ontology annotation, molecular function: magnesium ion binding; phenylalanine-tRNA ligase activity; ATP binding.
GAAACAGCCCAUAAGCCAUAUUUGGCUUACCCGAAGGCCGAAGCGAUUUCAUGUACCUUGUGUGUAAGGGCUUUCAGCCUUUCACACAACAACUUCAUGCUUCUACGAACAGCUCAUAAGCCAUAUUUGGCGUAAAUAGGCUAUUACUCAUUAAUAGGCUAGCUAGUAGCUGAACCAGCAGUUUUCCCUUUCAAUCGUUUCGCUCUCAUCGUAUUCGCCUAUUGGGUAUAUUAGGUUUGCGCCGACGGCGGGUUACAGGGAGCGGCACAAAAGUAUACUUGGGGAGUCUGCUACUUGUCGCCAUGCCUACAGUUAGCGUCGGAAGGGAUCGCCUCUUCGAAGCUUUGGGAAGAACUUACACCCAAGAGGAGUUCGAAGAACUAUGCUUUGAUUUUGGGGUCGAGCUCGACGAUGUCACAACAGAAAAGGCCGUUAUCAGAAAAGAAAAACAUUUGGAAGAAGAAGCUGGAGAAGAUGAGGAAGUUAUAUACAAAAUCGAGGUUCCAGCAAACAGAUAUGAUUUGCUUUGUCUUGAAGGGCUUGCACAAGCCCUUCGCAUUUUCAUGGGGCUUGAUGAAAUUCCCAAGUACAUAGUUUCCAACAUUCCAAGUGAAUCCUUGCUUAAAAUGCAUGUAAAACCAGAGACAUCUUUGAUACGUCCCUAUGUCGUUUGUGCUGUUUUAAGAGGUGUAACUUUUGAUGAAGCAAGAUAUAACAGUUUUAUUGACCUUCAAGAUAGGCUCCAUCAGAACAUAUGCCGGCGGAGAACCCUAGUUGCUAUUGGGACUCAUGAUCUGGAUGCAAUAGAAGGUCCCUUCACAUAUGAGGCUUUGCCACCCACAGAUAUAAAUUUUGUGCCAUUGAAGCAGGUCAAAAGUUUCCGAGCAGAUGAACUAAUGGAAUUUUACAAGACAGAUCUGAAAUUGAAGAAAUUCUUGCACAUAAUUGAGAAAUCACCAGUUUUUCCAGUCAUAUAUGAUCGCAACAGGACUGUUUUGUCCUUACCUCCGAUUAUCAAUGGUGCACAUUCAGCAAUUAGUCUGCAGACAAAGAAUGUAUUCAUCGAGUGUACAGCCACUGAUUUAACGAAAGCCAAGAUUGUUUUGAACAUCAUGGUGACAAUGUUUUCAGUGUACUGUGAAAGAAAAUUUCAUGUUGAACCUGUUGAAGUGGUUUACUCUGAUGGGAAAUCCAAUGUUCUUCCUGACCUAUCAGUCUUCAAUUUAGAGGUCCCUUUGUCUUAUAUCACUGGGUCCAUAGGUGUCUCUCUAGACUUGAAUCAGGUUUCUAGUUUGUUGAAUAAGAUGCAGUUGCAAGCUGAAAGGUCUGUAUCAGUAGACGGGCGCAGUAUUGUUGUAUCUGUACCUCCAACUAGAAGUGAUGUUCUUCAUGCUUGUGAUGUGAUGGAGGAUGUUGCCAUUGCUUAUGGGUUUAACAAAAUCCCAAAAAGGAAGCCAGUGUCUUUGAAGCCUGUAGCUCUGAAUCAAAUCAGUGAUCUUAUCAGAUUAGAGAUUGCAAUGAAUGGAUUUACAGAGGUGCUUACAUGGAUAUUAUGCUCAUACAAAGAGAAUUUCUCCAUGUUGAACCGCAAGGAUGACAAAUCAACUGCAGUGAUCAUUGGCAAUCCUCGUUCAACUGAUUUUGAGAUUGUCCGAACAAGUCUCAUGUCGGGCAUAUUGAAAACUGUUGGGCACAACAAAGACCAUCCAAAGCCCAUAAAGAUAUUUGAAGUGGGUGAUAUAUCAGUGUUGGAUGAAACAAAAGAUGUUGGUGCGAAGAAUCAGCGCCAACUUGCAGCUCUAUAUUGUGGUGCUAACUCAGGGUUUGAGUUAAUUCAUUGCCUGGUGGAUAGAAUCAUGGAAGUAGUUGGAACACCUUUUGUUCCAAUUGGUGAUGACAAGGGCUAUUAUAUAAGGCGUUCAAAUGAGCCUGAAUUUCUUCCGGGUAGACAAGCUAGCAUCGUUUUCAGAGGGAAGCACAUAGGGACCUUUGGUAUUGUGCAUCCAGAGGUCUUGAGUAACUUCGAUAUCCCAGAUCCGUGUUCCUUUGUAGAACUUAACAUUGAGUCCUUCUUGUGGAGUUAAUUCCAUCGCUACAAUUGCAACUUGGUUUUGUGGUAUUGGGCUAUAGUUGGUUCAUCUACCUGGUUUUAUGGCUUAUUCAAGGUUAUGGAGGACAUGUGAUUGGAAUUUCGAAGAGAGCUGACUGAAUGUGCCAUUGAUUUUUGCUGAUCAAAAAAAAAAAAGAGUGCCAUUGAUUUUGGGGAUCAACUCUUCGAAUCGGAGGGUCACCUUUGUUCUCUUUUGGGCCUUACUCUGUUAAAUCAUUGAUAUUGUAGGACGGAAUGUGCCAUUGUUUUUUAGGGAUCAACUAUUCAUAUUGAGGGAGGGCCACUUUUGUUCCUUUUUUGGGCUUUACUCUGUUAAAUCAUUGAUAUUGUAUUGAGCCAUGUGUUGUACCACCCCGUUUGAUAACCUUGAGCUGUGAAGCCUGUGAAUAUAAACGCCAUUCUUAUAGUCAAUUUCUUUC